Molecule: messenger RNA, 4620 nt
Organism: Aphidius gifuensis
Lineage: Eukaryota; Metazoa; Arthropoda; Insecta; Hymenoptera; Braconidae
Product: protein PFC0760c-like
Exons: 6
Coding region: 269-3163 (964 amino acids)
Source: RefSeq, a predicted model, not a curated record
CAGACUGCGAGAGCAAAGUUGCUGUUUUCAGUAUAUGUAAGCGAUCUUUCUGGUUUUGCCGAGGGUCUGGCAGUUUGGUUUAGGGUUUUGUUGGUGACGGUGUCUCGAGUGUUAAAGAAAUAAUAUUACGAAUCAAAAAUUUUACAUAAAAAAGUUACGUAAUAAUAACCGAAUGAUUAUAAACGAAGUUUAUUUAUAAAAAAAAUACGAAACUAAACGAAUUUAUUGAUAGACUUGUUUUGUGUCAUCACUACGAAUUGAACGAAUAAUGAUGAAUUCUUUGCCAAAAGACACCGUCACAUCGACAAAAUGUUAUUCAACAUUGAUCGACGUAAACGAUCCGAAAAUAAUUGUAAGUCCACGGGCAGAAUCGACCCCCGGGGCUCGGAAACGUCGCAUGAUGGAGCAACCAUCAUCAAAUACAUCGAAAACUCCUAGAAAAGAUCCAGCAAUCACACGAGUAACAAACAAAGUUCCCGAUAAAAUUAAAUACGAAAAAAAUAACGAAAUAAUGCAAAAACCACCAAUGCAUCCUGAUUUACCACGUAAACGUAUCUUAGAAUUAAGCAAACGUGAUGAUUCAACAAGACUACGUAAAACAAUUCAAUGGCUUGAAAAUGGUGCUAAAAAAUUACGUGAUGAUCUUGCUGAAGUUAGAUCAGAAUUGCAUGAAGAAAGACAUGCAACAAGAGUGUUAAAAAAAAAAAUUUUCGAUUCUGUACUUAAUGCACAUAUUGACAAAUCCAUAAUUGCUGAUAUUAAGAUUAAAUUAUCAGAUGUAAUGCGAAAUAGUAGUGCACAAAUACCAAUGAAUGAUAGGAGAGCUGAUUCUAGUAUUAACAAAAAUCACAAAAGAGAAAUAUUAGAAGCAAGAAAAAAAAUUGUUGAGGCAAACGAAAAAAUGAAAAAUCUUAAAACUCAUUCAAUUGAUAGUGGAGGAUUUAGUUCCUUGAAAAGACGGAAAAUUGAUAAACCUGAUUUCAAAAGAGUGGAUAGUGAAAUACAAAGUUUACGACAAAUAAAUAAACAAGAUCGAAAUAACUUUCAGAUGAAGAAAUUGCAAGACAGUGAAAAAAAUCUUCAGAUUCGUCUGGAACCUUGCAUAGAAAAAAAAUUUCAUCGUGGCGAAAAUUUGCAAGAUGAGCAAUUUAAAAAAGAAUGUGAAAUAGAGCGUCUCCGUGAAUUAGCAGUCGAACAACAAGAAGUCAUUGAAUAUCUUCGUCAAGCACUGAAAGAGCGUGAACGUAAAUUAGAUCAACUCUCAAAUAAAAAACGUAAAGAAGAAUUUUAUAAACAAUGGUUAGAACUUGAACCAGUUGCUGAAGUUGAUGAUGAAGAUCAAUAUGAAGAAGAUGACAGUGCAUUAUCAAGUACACCAUCAUCAUUAUCACCCCAACCAUGUUCACAAUAUCAAAAAAAUUCAUUAACACGUGAUUCAUAUGAAAAUAUAAUUAUUGAACUUGAAGAAUUACAAACAAAAUAUAUUGAAGAAAAACAAGAAUUAUUACAUGCAAAAAGUCAAGUUAAGGAUUUAGAAAAAGCACUACUUCAAGAAACAAGAGGAAGUCAAAAUAAUCGUCGUGCAUUGAAUGAUAAAUUAAAACGUGCUGAAGAACGUGAAUUAAGUUUAUUAGAUGAAUUAUCAGAUAUGCGUGAACAAAAUGAAUUACUUGAAUUUCGAAUAUUAGAGUUAGAAGAAACUGGAUCCCGAGAAACACCAGACACCGCUGACAGUGGUAUUGUAUCACCAGAAUUAAUUUAUAAAAUUCAUCAAACUAAUCAAAAUAAUAAACAACAACAGCAGCAACAACAACAGCAUCAUCAACAACAACAGCAACGUGCAAUUGCCACAGUUAUACCAUACAAUAAUAAUAAUGAUAGUGAUAACUAUAAUAUUAAUAAUAGCAAUAACAAUAAUGAUAUUGAUGACAAUAAUAAUCAUAUGGAAAAAUUGUUAUUUACAUCUUCAAAAAAAUCACCAUUAUCAUUACAAGAAAGUGGAAUAUUUGACGAUGAUGAUGUUGAUGAUGAUGAUGAUUACGAUGGACAUAUUGAAUUUAUAAAUUGUGGCACACAGACUGAAACUCCAUCAUGUGAAUUACUUCAAGAAGUUGAAAGACUACAGCAAUUAAGAGAAAGAAUACAAGAAAGAGCUGUUAAAGUACCAGUUCAAGUUGAUAAUACAUUGGAAAUUAUUGAAGACAAUAAUAAAAUAUUAUUUUAUAAAGAAAAAAUUAAAGAACUUGAAGAAAGACUAGAAAUUUAUGAAGUCACUGAUGUUGAAAGGUCAAGAGAAAAUAAAAUUUCAAAACAAAGAGAAAAUGAUUUACUUGAUGAAAAUUAUAGACUUACUGAAAAACUACAUUUGUUGGAAAAUAAAAUUCAUAAUUAUGAAAAACUUGAUAAUAAUAAUAAUAAUAAUAAAGAAAAUUUUAUUGAUAAAUUUUUUGAUACACGAGAUAUUGGUACUUGUACUGAUGAUAAUAUUAAAAUGGAUAAUUGUUUAAAUUGUCAAAUAUUAAAAAAAGAUUAUUAUGAUAUUGUACAAAAAUUUUCACAAAUUGAAUACUUAUAUAGAAAAAAAUAUAUGAAUUUAAAAAAUAAAGAAAUUGCUUUUGCAAAUAUACUUAAAGAAAUUGAUAAUAUUUGGUGUCAACGUGAAGUCAAUUAUAAUACUAAACUUAAAAAAAAUCAAGAUGUUGUUGUUGUUGAUAACAUUGAAAGAAUGAAUUUAAUAAAAAAAAUUGAUGAGUUUGAAAAAAUAUCACAAUUUAUGGAUAUUGAUGAAAUUUUUGAGAUGAAAAGUUUCUCAAAACAUGCACCUCCAUCACUGACUGAUGAUGUGCAAAACAAUAUAUCAAAUAAUCAAGUUAUAAACGUGACUAAUGAUUUAGUUAGUCAGGUACCUUGCAACAAUGUAGAUGGUGUAGUUCAGCCACAGAAAAUCAAUCAAAUGGAUAAUUAUAAUAUCGAGAAUAGUAUAAUAAAGACAAGUGAAACCAAGGCACUUGAGAAGGUUAGAAAACGAUGGAAAUGUCGAAGCGAACGAGAGGGCUGGGCUAUGAAAGUGUCAAAAAAAUUUCAAGAUAAUAAUCGUAACAGUCGUAGAUCAAUCGACAAACACCGUUUGUCGUUAAGAAUCUAUACAGAAAUUUGUGUGUAGUUUAUCUUGUAAGAUUCAUUAACAUUUUUGCAAUAGCUGCAGUAUCAUUUAAAAUUGUUUAUUAUGGACAAAUGAUAUCAAAACGAACCCCUCAGUGAUGUGUGAAUGUUUUCGAAAAAAAAAAAAGUUCAAUUAAGUUUAGUAAAUUUUUUUUUCGAUUGUGAGAAAAUCAAAGAUAAUUACAAAGUAUUGAGGAAUAUUUUUUCUUAAUGAUUUAAUGAUCGAUGAUAUUGCCAAAGGUCAGUCAUCUAAAUUUUUACUGAUACAAAUAGUAACAAAAACAAAAAAAAAAAAACUAUUGACAAAAUAGCUAAUUUUCGUUUUCGUAUAAUGUGUCUAUGACAUUUUUCUUAGCUUUUCGAAUUUUUAAUAAUUAUCAUUAACUGUUUAUAUUCAGCUCUUCUUGAAAUCUUUAUUAAUAAAAUUUCAUUUGCAAUGUUACGGUGCGUUUUCACUCGAGCAUAAAAAAUAAACAUCAAUUGUUGCCGACAAAUAAACAUUUAUUUGACAUUGACAAACAGUUUGAGUGAAAACGCACUUUUAAACAAUAAAAAAUUCGCUUUGCUAAUUGAAUUUCCAUCACGUACAGUUUGACUUAUUGACUUUCAUUCGUUGGUAACAUUUUUCGUCGUACUCUCUAUAUGUAUUUAUAGGAGUGUUUCAAAUUACUUAUGAAAUUAUAUAUAUAUAUAUAUAUUGAGAUGAAAAAUUAAUGUCAUAUUUUUUGAAGGCUUUUGGGUAAUGGUUUCAUUUGCUUAAUAACUUUUUGAAAAAUAAAUAUAUUUUUUCAUUGAUGAACAAAUAAAAAAGAAACAAAAAAAAACAUUCGUUUUUGAACGAAUGUCUUUGUUAUGAGAUCAUUUAUCAGAUUAAAUUAAUUUCGACAGACAAUCUACUUUCGUUGGAGAUGAAUAAAUCAUCCUUCAUUCGUUGCGGUGAUGAUUACUAUAUUUUAUCGAGAUUGACACCUGCCAAAUUCAAAGGAUGGACAAUCGAGUUCUUUAACACAAAAAAUUAAGGACAUUUUUGUUUGCUGGCGCUACUUGGUUUGCCCAAGUGCCGAUCCAGGAACGGUACGUCCUGCCGCACAAAUGAUAAAUCUUCCAACGAGAUUUGAUAAUUUCAAUCAAAUUAAAAUAUCAAAAAACAAUCUUGACUUUUCUCACAAUUUCGAGUUUUAUCACCCACCGAAUAAGUUUUUCCGUUUUAUAAAUUAUAAUUAAAAAAAAAAAAAAUCGUAAAAUAAAUCAAAAUGAUAGUCACACUAAUUAACACGAAACAAAAAAAAAAACAAAAACAAACAAACCUAGAUUAAGCGUUAUUAAUCCUCAUGUUUUUUUUUUGUUUGAUUUCUGUUUGUUCUUGUUUUUUUUUUUUUUUUGUUUGUUCGAGAAUUAUAAAUCAUAAUGUAAUCAAACGAGUUCAGAGUUCCAAGUAAUCUCUAGUCGACUUAUUAA